AGAAUGCUGCCCUCCGUCGUCCGCUGCGCCCGCCGCGGCUUCGCCAGCCACGCCAAGCCCCAUGUGCACAUGCCCGAGACGGCCAUGCUGACCAACAACGGCACGCACGUGUUCGAGCGCAAGGGCUGGGAGUACUCUGCCUACAUGGGCAUGCUGGGCGGCCCCAUCGUGCUCUACCUGGGACUCACCAACGUCCCGGAGACGGACUCGGAGGUCUUCGCCAGGGAGGAGGUGCUCGCUGCGCGCGCAGGUACGGAGGUGCUCAAGCGGCGCGACAGCGCCCCCGAGGGCGCGCGCUUCACUUUCAAGCCCAGCGAGAUCGGCGAGCCGCCGGUGCUCGAGGACGACGAGUAGAGAGAGAUGAAGGCUCACGCUGUUCUUGUCCUCCCCCCACCUGCGUGGGCUGCUGUUCUGCGCAGACUCGAGCGCGUAAAAGAGAGGGGCAGCCACGCACGACUGCACACACACACAAAGACACUCGGAGGCCCGAGCUGCUGGAGUCUGGAUGCAUGGAGUAACUAAAGCAAAAAGACGAACAAAUGAGCAGGUCUCUGUUUGAUGAC
Molecule: messenger RNA, 563 nt
Organism: Phytophthora sojae
Lineage: Eukaryota; Oomycota; Peronosporomycetes; Peronosporales; Peronosporaceae
Exons: 3
Coding region: 4-354 (116 amino acids)
Source: RefSeq, a predicted model, not a curated record